UUAUAAGGUCUAUAUUUUCGUUUGAGAACAAUAGUGAGCAGAUUAAAGAACGAAAAUGAAGGGACUCUCGAUUACCUACUUUCAUUUUUAAGCACACUAAACAGUUAAACUGCACCACCAAGAACUGCAGCCUCCGUGGUCUACAUGUGACCGGGCGGAAAGGGAGGAGCGGUUUGUCUCGUGUACGGUACCGUGGAGCAAGGCGUUCCAGGCAACAACGUAGCUGGGCGGCAGCAGUAACAGCCACACGAAGUGGGGGGAAAAAGUCGCUGAGACGCAGCCGUAGUCUUAAUACAGAGUCAUGCUCCUCUUCCGAAGCUUUUAAGACUCAAUGGUCAGAGCAACAUCCCUGAAAAACUUUGGCCUUUAAUAUGUUGACGUAGUUUUCUGAGAGCUCGUGGAUCCAAGGACAUUGUUAGUAAAUCAGGAAAAGAGAUGAGCACCAAGAGGAAGGCAGAGAAUCACUUGAGGGCAGCAAGCCGACCACGCAUGAUGAAGUAUGGAGAUUCCCGGGUGGACUCGGAGAGAGACUCCGGUUUCUCAGAUGCUAGCUCAGAGCAAAUGAGCAUAAUGGACACCACAGACUCUGAGGAUUCGCCUCACUCUGUCCCACAGCAGGGGCCACAGACUACUGGUUCAGGGUCCCAACCCUCACAGUUAGCCGUGGUAGGAGGCUCCUACUCUGGUCUCUCUCCCAUGAUUAUAAUGAACAACGUUCUGCUGAAGCAGCCUGUUGAGAAUCCUCCUCUAAAACCCUGGGGGUUUAGUCCCACAGUGGAGGUGGUGCAGCCUGUUGUCCAGCAGCCUCAAGUGGUCUUCAUUCAACCUGUGGUCUCUCAUCAAGCUUCCCCUGCCUCCAAAGAGAUCACCUCUAAACACAGACGCUCCAAGAAGUAUCUUCCUAUCCUAAAAUCCUAUCCCAAGAUUGCCCCUCAUCCUGGGGACAACACAAGUUCCUCUGGAAGAGGAACUGCUUCCUCCUCCUCCUCUUCAGGCUCAGAAAGUGGUAGCACAUUAACCUCCAGCCAAUGGGAUAACGGUCAGAGAGAGAAGACUCGGAGAACUCUGUGUGGUAGCACAAGUAACUCUGGUUCAAGCACACCUAGUCUUCCAGCUACCCCCAGCACCAUGUCUCCUCUGCUCCAGAGCAGACUUUCUCUCCCAACAACAGAAACCAGCAACAGCAGUAGUCCUAGUCCUGCCAGGGAGAGGUCUUCAUCAGCUACCAGCCAGAAUGAGCUUGGGACCUCGCUAUCUUUCUCUCACAACUCUGGCUCUAAAAACCAAAAACAUCCCAUUGCCCAGGAAGUUGCACAGGAUAACUCAUCAGAAGACUGCAGCUUGAGUGGAAGUGUUUCUGACAUAAAGAGAAAGCGCUUUUGCAACACAUAUAACAUCCUGAGCAAAUCUGGCCUCCUGGACAUCACGCUUCGCACCAAGGAGCUUCUCAGGCAGAACCGACGCACCCAGAACGACCUAGAGCGGCUCAAAGAGCACACAGACCUCUUCCUGCAGGCUCUGCGGAGUGGUGAUGCCAGCAUCUGUGUGAGGCUGCAGGCCAGUCUUCAGGAGGAGGACCGGGAACACGGUUCAGACCAGCUUAAAAGUAGAUUAGACCUGGUCUAGUACCAGGCAGUAAUCCUUUAGAUUGUGAUGGAGAGGAAGACCAGGGUGGGGGUAGGUGCAUCCAGAGACAGAUGGACCGAAAGUAAUGUGCUCUCCAAUACACACCAACACCCCCACCCUCAUCCAGACUCAGACAGUGACUGUGCUAUGACCUACAUUUUGGCUCUGGCUGCCUUUGGGCCCUGCUGCACAAAGCCAACCUAAAAAAAGAGAAGAAAAAUUAGCUCAGAUCUUUUUCUCCUGAUAAAUGUUGCACUAUGGUGUUACAGUUAAAUCUAACAUUCUGCUGGUGGAAGCCAACUGACUCCCAGUAUGUACAUAUCUCAGACUACAGAUAAGACAAUCGACUCCAGGUUGUACUUCCAGUACAACCUGGAGUCCUGUCAUUUGCAGAAAUACUCUGAUGACUGCAGUUGUGGGGUGUGUCAGAGAUGGCUGAGUACUGGUGGAUCGCUUUGUAACAUGGUGUGGAAACAACCAUCUCACAAGCUACAGAAGGUGAUUGUGGUAUUUAGAAAGGUUCUGGUUUCCCUUUGGGAAUUCAGUCCUACUUCUAAAUGUUUUGCUUAUUCGUGAGAGCAAAUAUUUCUUUGAAAGUCUUUGUUUAGCUUGACCCCAAUGUGGUCAGCCUGUGGUACAAAGUAAUGGACAACCACAGACUUAAAGUGCAGCCUGAUGGAAUUACCAAGAGCUUGGUUUGUUGGGGGCCAAUAAGACCAAAGUCACAGCUCACAUGAUGAAUUCUUCUCCACUGAUCCUGUCAACAUCUCUUCCACUGAAACUGCCUCUGUAUGGCACAUGAAUCUUUAAUGCUUUGGCAGUCAAGACCAAAACAAGCUCUGAGAGAGUUGCAUAUAAGACAUAAAGGGAUGAAGAAAUGCACAGCUUUUUUUCCUACUAAAGAUAUCUUGCAUAAAAUGAAUCAGGCUGAUAUUUUUGUUUUAAAAGUUCAUUAAUUAGCUCUCUAACACAUAUGUUGCUUAAAAAAUGCUGGGUUUUCAGUGAAAACAUCCAAAUGACUUCAUACACUUCUGUACAAAUCUCUGAAUAUGACUUCUGUCGUAGGAGGUGACAAGUCAGGAGGUGCUAUCGUGCCAUAUUGAAUGUGUUUGAAGCCUCUCACUGGUCAUUGCUAUUACUUAGACAAACAUGUGCCGUAAGUGUCUUUUCCCUCUUCGUUUAAAGCUUGAUUUGGCAGGCUCUGUCAGUGGGUUCAAGUUGAGCGUUCCCAUCAUGUUGAUGGCAGAUGUUCCUGUGCAAAUUUGUUGGAAAAAAGCCCUUAAACAUUUAGAUGCUUCCCUGAUCACAGCCCACUGUACAGGCAUUUCCUGUAGCUAAAAUGAGUCACCAGUGGCUUAAGAAUGAGUUCUUUUUUUAUUAUUUUUAAUGUGGGUGUUAUUUGAGAUGGUGUAACUUCAAAUGGAGACUUUUUCUUUUAUGUGUUCAUUUUGUUUACAUCUUAAAAAUGUUUUUGUCCACUAAGUUGACAACAAAGCUGCAUUUUUUCAUGAAAACUAAUAUUUGUGCUUCAAAGUUAGGCCUCUUUAGUCCUGAUGGGUUUUCAUUUUUGUCCUUUUUUUAAAUCUUUAAACUAAGAUUUUUUUUUUAUGUUUUUAUUGUCUAAAUUUAUAUGAUGAUGGCCAUAAAACCCAAACUCAAUGGAUGUCAUGGUACAGUUGCACUAAGAAUCUAAAAGAAGCUCUGAAGGAGAAAUUUGUGGACAGAAUUUACUGGCAGCUAUAGUGACUUUGGUAUUGUAGCUCAAAUAAAAUGGACAUAUUUAAUUUUUUUAAAAUACUGUUAACCUGUUUUUGUACUCUUGUAGUUUCUCAGUAACAGCGACAUGUUUUAAAUACUCUACAAAAAUUAUGUAAUGAUAUGGUUUCUGUAUGUCUUCUGCUCAUGGGGAACAUCACAAGAAAGGGAUACUUCAUACUUCAUGCUCUUACUUGCCAUCUGAACUUGUGUACAUAAGGUGAUUCUGUUUUGUUUAAAAAGCAUGGUUAAAAAAAAUACAAAACA
Molecule: messenger RNA, 3648 nt
Organism: Melanotaenia boesemani (Boeseman's rainbowfish)
Lineage: Eukaryota; Metazoa; Chordata; Actinopteri; Atheriniformes; Melanotaeniidae
Gene: cipcb
Product: CLOCK-interacting pacemaker b
Exons: 4
Coding region: 436-1626 (396 amino acids)
Biological process (GO): negative regulation of circadian rhythm; negative regulation of DNA-templated transcription
Cellular component (GO): nucleus
Source: RefSeq, a predicted model, not a curated record